CCCGUUUUCAUGAUGGCAACAGUGGGCGAGAAACUGGCGCUCACGGAUGCGGAGUGUGUUGCCAUGGAAAAGGAGCUGUACGAAGAAAGCAUCAGGUGUCUGGAAGCGCGUCUUAAAGAUCUCCAGAACGGUACACUGGACGAGUUUGUCGAGCGCUGCAAAGCGUUUGAGCUCGCGAAGACGUAUCGAAUCGAUUUGGCAGCUCUGCAUCGCAAGUUGCUUCUACGCAACAUUGAUGAGUUGCUUGCGUUUGACUUCCAGCAAAUCGACGAUGGAUUCAAUGCGUCCUUGGAAGCAUUACAGUCGACAGCCCCACCGAACGUGGCACAACAAGUGGAACCCGUCGCUGAAUCCCCCCACGCCACCGCCGUUGUUACCGACUCCGACGACCCCGUUCGACACGAACUCAAACAGUUGGAGCUUGAGAAACACCUUCAUUUCAGCAUGGACCAUGUGAACACAUGCUUGCCGGCCGCCACAGCCAUCCAGGCCCAGCUCCAAGCGCUCCGGGACUCGUUGGACAUCGUGAACGAGAAGCUUCGCCACGCCACACAUCUGAAAGUCCAUUAUGACGCUGACGAGGCCGACACCGUGUAUGCCGGGAACGUCAUAUUGUAUGUAGGCGAUGCGGUCGUCCUCACGUCUGAAAUCGCACAGGUACAGUAUUCGUCGACGUAUCUAACCGUUGGCCCCGUACAACAUAUGAAGGUGUCCUGCUGGGUGUAGGAAGACUUUUAUGGCUCCAUCCAUGCCAUUGAUGAAUCUGCGGUAUAAACUAACCAUGCAUGAUUUCGCCCCCAUGGUGUCAGCACCCCUGCGUAGAUACACCUGCAUCUGGUCUGCGGCAAUCUUGUCCAAGUUACGUUGGACUCGUUGCGCGACCGACGGUGUCGACUGCGGUUCCAGGACAGCGCCAAAAACGGUCCAGUCGCCGUGCACGCAUCUCCGUCCGGUCGCAAGACCAACACCACGCCGCGGUCAAAGCGCACUGUUCAACGGAAGCGGUUGGUGUCGCUGAUUUAACUAGGCAUUCGAACAUCCUGAAUGCGCUAAAAUAUAUGUGCAUUUGAGCUAUUGGACUAACUUUACCAGUAACGCUACAGUAAUCUCAACUGACGACAAAUAUAGCAAUCGCCGAAUGCAAAGAGAAGGCGGCAACAAGCGCAGACUGGAAACAAACUAUCGUAGGACUAGAAGCUAAAAAAGAAGCGAACUGCAAGUAAGUGGUGGUUUAAGAGAUUAAUAGGAGCAUUCUCAUCG
This is a messenger RNA of Aphanomyces astaci, 1260 nucleotides long. RefSeq lists its product as hypothetical. The transcript has 2 exons. The record is from RefSeq and is a predicted model, not a curated record. The coding region runs from base 10 to 726 and encodes 238 amino acids. NCBI's taxonomy places the organism in Eukaryota, Oomycota, Saprolegniomycetes, Saprolegniales, Verrucalvaceae.